AUGAGAAAAACAAUUUAUGCGUAUAUGAAUAGGUUUCCCAAAUGUAAAGAAAUUAUAGAUAAAUAUAACGAUAGGGAAAAUACUCUAUGGGAAUCAUUAUGUAAUAAAAUAAAGACGGAUAAUUCACAUUUCAUUAGUUCCAGUAAUAUAGGAAUAUGCUAUCAGACUAUGCAAUAUUUAGGUCAUACAUCAUCAGAUAACAAUUCAUUUGAAGAAGAGAGGUGCAAAUACCUUUAUUAUUGGUUGUAUAAAAAAUUUAAAGACAAAAAUAACACAGAAAAUAUAAAUAGUUUUUAUCGUAAACUAAUAGAAAAAUUUAAUGCAGAUCCAGAGAAUCAUAAUGCACCAAAAAUAUGCCUUCGUGAUAAAGGAACAAUUCCUGAAGAUGAAUUGAAGAAUCUGGAAGAUAUAUACGAUAUUGAAACAAAGCUUCAAAAAUUAAAGCUUUUUAAUGCUUGUGAUAAAACUAAUAGAUGUGAUUGUGCAGAGGAAUGUGCAAAAAAAUAUAAGCACAUCAUGGAUGUAUGUAACUCCAGCUAUGACGAUGAUCUUCAUAAAAAAUUAGAACAUUUUAAAGAAGAAUUUAUUAAUCUAGAGUUAACAACACAUUGUGAUAAUGUUAGAGACAUAAUUUAUCCUCCUUCACAAAAUUUUAGUCAAAGAAUGCCUUCUGCCAGCAAAAAUUCUGCGCAUCGUUUUAUAAUACCAACUAUUUUAAUAAUAAUAAUACCUCUUAUUUUAUUUGU
Molecule: messenger RNA, 746 nt
Organism: Plasmodium gonderi
Lineage: Eukaryota; Apicomplexa; Aconoidasida; Haemosporida; Plasmodiidae
Product: variable surface protein
Exons: 2
Source: RefSeq, a predicted model, not a curated record